This is a messenger RNA of Exaiptasia diaphana, 796 nucleotides long. Its product is annotated as protein FAM183B. Gene Ontology annotation, cellular component: ciliary base. The coding region runs from base 77 to 487 and encodes 136 amino acids. NCBI's taxonomy places the organism in Eukaryota, Metazoa, Cnidaria, Anthozoa, Actiniaria, Aiptasiidae. The record is from RefSeq and is a predicted model, not a curated record. The transcript has 4 exons.
CACAAGCAGCCAUUUUGGAACAUUGUAUUUUCACUCGCAGAGUYAGCYUAAAAGCAGCUUCUUUUGAUAGAAAAAUAUGGCUUCGAGAAAAGCAGAGAGACCRGAGAUAAAUUUCGUUCAUCAAAAUGCAAUUUUGUGUGAAACGAUUCAAAAAGAACAGAGAAAUCAGCAACUAUAUACGAACUAUAGCGUGAAUCCCUUCAAGAAAAUGUAUACCUUGACUGGGAAGCCUAAUUCAGAGCAUGAUUCGGCAGAUGGAGAAGAAGACGAUAAUUUUCUUAGAGUCAUAAARAGAGCACAUAAAACACCAGUACAGAAGUUUGAAUUCCCUCAGACAUCUGCACAAGAAUACGGCUGGAAUACAGAUCCACUGAUUGACAAGACAUGGUAYGAUCAACGUCUACAUCAUCCAAGAACCCAUUCAGAAAUCACUAAAUACAUGGACGCAGCMUGGAGGGUUAAAGAACAGUCUGAGAAUAUGAACUAGUAUUUUGGGAAUACAAUGAAUUUGUUUGUAAAUAGUUUUCUAUUGUAAAUUGUUUUUUCUCUGCACUGUACAAACAAGCUACAUUUUAGUYUUUUUUAAUUGAAUAAAGGAAAUACAGCAUAUUGAGGUGAACGAAGUGCAAUUUUGGAUUGUCUCAAGAAGUAAAGUUUUAUCCUUUUGAAAUUUUAACUAGAAAUUACAAAUUCACAAUGUCAAUUGGGAAUGAGAGGGUUGCUUUUCUUUUUCUUUGUAAAUUCAGUUUCAGUGCAGUCUUUUCAUYGAAUAAAGAGAAUGAUUACAAUAAAUAAA